Neomonachus schauinslandi (Hawaiian monk seal) is the source of this 3273-nucleotide messenger RNA. RefSeq names its product AE binding protein 1 (gene AEBP1). Gene Ontology annotation, biological process: proteolysis; negative regulation of transcription by RNA polymerase II. Gene Ontology annotation, molecular function: RNA polymerase II transcription regulatory region sequence-specific DNA binding; DNA-binding transcription repressor activity, RNA polymerase II-specific; metallocarboxypeptidase activity. The record is from RefSeq and is a predicted model, not a curated record. Lineage: Eukaryota; Metazoa; Chordata; Mammalia; Carnivora; Phocidae. The transcript has 17 exons. Bases 50 to 3082 code for a protein of 1010 amino acids.
GCCACCCCGGGGGCCCCCCGCGCCCCUGCCCCCCGCGCAAGCCCCGGCCAUGGCGGCCGUGCGCGGGGCGCCCCUGCUCGGCUGUCUCCUGGUGCUCCUGGCGCUGUGCCCCGGGGGGCGCCCGCAGACGGUGCUGACCGACGACGAGAUCGAGGAGUUCCUCGAGGGUUUCCUGUGGGAGUUGGAGCCUGAGACCCGGGAGGACGACCUGGAGGAGCCGCCGCCCCCCGAGCCCACCCUGCGCGCCCGCAAAGCCCAGGCGGGGGGCAAGCCGGGGGCGCGCCCGGGGGUAGCCAAAGAGGCACCUCUGGAAAAGGCCAAAGACAAAGGGAAGAAAGGGAAGAAGGACAAAGGUCCCAAGGCAACCAAGCAGCCCCUGGAGGGGUCCCUCAGGCCACCCAAGAAACCCAAGGAGAAGCCACCUAAGGCCACCAAGAAACCCAAGGAGAAGCCACCCAAGGCCACCAAGAAGCCCAAGGAGAAACCACCCAAGGCCACCAAGAAGCCCAAGGAGAAACCACCCAAGGCCACCAAGAGGCCCUUGGCUGGGAAGAGGCCCCCCACCGAAACCCCGUGGUGGCCACGGCCCCUGCCUCCCAGCCCCGGCCCCGAGGAGCUGCCUCGCGGGGGAGGCGGGGCCCUCCCAAGUCCUUGGCUGGGUCCAGGAGGAGAAACUGAUUCGGAGCGCCAGUCUGAGCCAGAAGAGGAGACCGAACCACCCACCCUGGACUACAAUGACCAGAUAGAGAGGGAGGACGAUGAGGAUUUUGAGUACAUCCGACGGCAGAAGCAGCCUCGGCCACCCCCCAGCAGGAGGAGGCCGGAGCCCCCAGAGGAGAAGGCCGAGCCGCCCGGGCCUGGGCUGGAGGCCCCUAAGGAGAGGAUCGAGCCUCCUCCGAAGCCGCUGCCGCCCCCCCUGCCUCCCGACUAUGGAGAUGGCUACGUGAUCCCCCACUAUGACGACAUGGACUAUUACUUCGGGCCUCCCAGACCCAGGAAACCCCACACUGAGCUAGAGACAGAUGAAGAGAAGGAGGAGCUGAAGAAACCCAAAAAGGAGGGCAGCCCCAAAGAGGAGGAGACAGAUGACAAGUGGACUGUGGAGAAGGACAAGGACCACAAAGGGCCCCGGAAGGGUGAGGAGCUGGAGGAGGAGUGGGCUCCGACAGAGAAAGGGCGUGGGGGGGGAAGGGGAAGGGCUGGCCAGGGUGGGGGCGUGGCUGGCAGUUGGACAGCUCAGGGCCCCGCCCGCCCGCCUUCGGCAGCUGUCCACAGUUACUACGCACAGAACGAGGUGGUGACCACUGACAACCUGGACUUCCGGCACCACAGCUACAAGGACAUGCGCCAGCUGAUGAAGGUGGUGAACGAGGAGUGCCCCACUAUCACCCGCACAUACAGCUUGGGAAAGAGCUCACGCGGGCUCAAGAUCUAUGCCAUGGAGAUCUCAGACAACCCCGGGGAUCACGAGCUGGGGGAACCCGAGUUCCGAUACACGGCUGGGAUUCACGGCAACGAGGUGCUGGGCAGAGAGCUGCUACUGCUUUUUAUGCAGUACUUGUGCCGCGAGUACCGGGACGGGAACCCGCGCGUGCGCAGCCUGGUGCAGGACACGCGCAUCCACCUGGUGCCCUCGCUGAACCCCGACGGCUACGAGGUGGCAGCGCAGACGGGCUCCGAGUUUGGGAACUGGGCGAUGGGGCUGUGGACUGAGGAGGGUUUUGACAUCUACGAAGACUUCCCAGAUCUCAACUCUGUGCUCUGGGGAGCAGAGGAGAGGAAAUGGGUCCCCUACCGGGUCCCCAACAAUAACCUGCCGAUUCCUGAACGCUAUCUCUCCCCAGAUGCCACGGUGUCCACGGAGGUCCGAGCCAUCAUUGCCUGGAUGGAGAAGAACCCCUUCGUGCUGGGGGCCAACCUGAACGGCGGUGAGCGGCUCGUGUCCUACCCCUACGACAUGGCCCGAACACCCACCCAGGAGCAGCUGCUGGCCGCGGCCAUGGCGGCGGCCCGGGGAGAAGACGAGGACGAGUUUUCUGAGGCCCAGGAGACCCCGGACCACGCCGUCUUCCGCUGGCUGGCCAUCUCCUUCGCCUCUGCCCACCUCACCAUGACGGAGCCGUACCAGGGCGGGUGCCAAGCCCAGGACUACACCAGCGGCAGGGGCAUCGUCAACGGGGCCAAGUGGAAGCCCCGGUCUGGGACCAUCAACGACUUCAGUUACCUGCACACCAAUUGCCUGGAGCUCUCCAUUUACCUGGGCUGCGACAAGUUCCCCCACGAGAGCGAGCUGCCCCGAGAGUGGGACAACAACAAGGAGGCUCUGCUCACCUUCAUGGAGCAGGUUCACCGUGGCAUCAAGGGGGUUGUGACGGACGAGCAGGGCAUCCCUAUCGCCAAUGCCACCAUCUCCGUGAGCGGCAUUAACCACGGUGUGAAGACAGCGAGCGGGGGUGACUACUGGCGCAUCCUGAAUCCGGGUGAGUACCGCGUGACGGCCCACGCCGAGGGCUACACGCCGAGUGCCAAGACCUGCAACGUGGAUUACGACAUCGGGGCCACCCAGUGCAACUUCAUCCUGGCCCGCUCCAACUGGAAGCGCAUCCGCGAGAUCAUGGCCAUGAACGGGAACCGGCCCAUCCCGCGCAUCGACCCCUCGCGCCCCAUGACCCCCCGGCAGCGGCACGUGCAGCGGCGCCGCCUGCAGUACCGUCUGCGCAUGCGCGAGCAGAUGCGGCUGCGGCGCCUCAACGCCACGGCCACCCCGGGCCCCAGCACCCCCGCGACGCGGGCGCCCCCCACCGCCACGCUGCCUGCCGCCCCCACCCUGCCCCCCGCCCCCGCCCCCACCCCCAGCGCCAGCCGGGGGCCCUGGCACUUGGCGCCCGAGGCCACCGCGGCGGGCUGGGAGGAGUCGGAGACGGAGACGGAGACCUACACGGAGGUGGUGACGGAGUUUGGGACACAGCUGGGGCCCGAGGAGCACGAGGAGGACCAGGAGGAGGAGGUGGUGGUGGUCAUGGCCCCAGAGUUCCCUUUCACCACAGCCGAGACCUACACAGUGAACUUUGGGGACUUCUGAGCCCCGAGCCAGCUCAGUGGCCACCAGCACGCGGGAGCCCCCUGCCCUCGGUGUAGCCCGGCCGGGAGGGGCCACGCACAGAGCGACACCGAGGAGCCAGUCUGUGCAGGCAAGCUCCUGCCUGCCUCGGACGGCCAGGCACGCACAGACUCCUCAGCCAUCUGCCCGUCAGCCGCACCAAUAAAGCAAGC